This is a messenger RNA of Caenorhabditis bovis, 1965 nucleotides long. Lineage: Eukaryota; Metazoa; Nematoda; Chromadorea; Rhabditida; Rhabditidae. The record is from the annotation of a GenBank genome assembly.
AUGCUCUUUCUGCUGGUGGUAUACAUUGUAAUUGCCGCAUCGCCGGCCAACUCCGAGUCUCUCUAUGAUAAAAAUGAUCCGAUAUUGGAGUUAGAUAUCGACACAUUCAAGCCAGCAGUUUAUGGAACGAAGAAGGCUCACUUUGUCGAAUUCUACUCAUCCUGGUGUGGCGCUUGCAUUGGAUAUGCUCCAACAUUUAAAAAAUUUGCAAAGCAGCUCGAGAAAUGGGCUCCAUUGGUGCAAGUUUCGGUUGUGAAUUGCGCGGAAGACAAAAAUAUGCCGCUUUGCCGGGAGCAUUCCGUUAGCUCAUACCCAACAUUGAAGUAUUUCAAAUACCUCUCAGCGACUCACGAGGAUGGAAUGAGAUACAGCGGAGACAAGUAUGAUGUCGACAAAAUGGAGCAUGAUAUUGCGGGACUUGUUCAAGCUGAUGCUCAGAGACAGCAGCCGGAAAAUUGGCCAAGCUUCUUACCAGUUUCAGAAUCUUCAACCCUCCAAGAUAUUUUUAAAUCCAUUGGAAAUACCCCAUUCUUGGCUUUAGUGGCUCAGGAAAAUCCAGCGGUUAUGGCGUGGGCGAAUAUAAUUAACUAUUAUAAUAAUCCUGCUCUUCGCGUUGCUCACAUUCCAGCAAAUCAUCCAAUUGCAUCACAAUACUUUUCCGAUGGAAAAUCUCAUGCUCUUCUCUUCAGCAAAGACAAUCUUCAACCACUUUUGAAGAUUGAAAACAUUCAGAAAUGGUACGAUGUCCAAGAGAAAAUUGAAGAAGUCAUUGGGGACAAGAUUUCGAACUCGGCAACUGCUAGCCCACCAAAUGCUGCGCCGGUAAUUGCUUCUCCAGCAGCCGCAGCCAAGCAUAAUCAAUUCGAAGUGCAGCUCGUUGACUUGAAGAGCGCUAUGAGCUAUAUGCUUUACAAGGAGAUUCCAAGACGUCAGGAAAUUAGAGAUGAACCCCUUGAGGCGUUAAAACAAUGGAUGCACACGUUGAAAAAGUAUGCGCCAGGAACUACACCAAUGCGACGACUUUUCUACCGACUUGACGAAUAUAUCCAAUUGCAAUCCGUUGUUACUGCUGAUGAUUGGUUAGCCAAAGUUGAUGAGAUUCAGCAAUCGCUGGGAAACCCAAUACCAAAGGAGAUUAAAUGGAUGGCAUGUUCGGGAUCGAAACCAAAUCUUCGCGGAUACACUUGCGGAUUGUGGACGCUUGCCCACACUGUCACUGUCGAGGCGUAUAAACAGGAAAUCGACAACAACAAUUUCAAGCCGGUCACUGAUGUUUUGGAACCGUUCCGAGCUUUUAUUUACCAUUUCCUUAGCUGUUCGGAGUGCGCGAAAAACUUCACAAAAGAGGCUGAGAAGAAUCAAUUGCAUCUCGUCACUAGAGCAGAAGAUGUCUAUGCUUGGCUUUGGCGAGUGCAUAACUUUGUCAAUGCUCGGCUUUCCGGAUCACCAACUGACGAUCCGGCGUAUCCUAAGCAGCAGUUCCCUCCAAAGUCAUUAUGCCCCGAUUGCUACGACGCCAGUGGAAAAAUUGACGAACAAAAAGCUCUUCCAUUUGUUUUUAAAUAUUACUCUGAUAUUAAAUCUGAUCCAGCGGAGUCAGCUCCUGGAUAUAAGGUUGUUGAAUACAAGGACGGCAAGAUACUAUCUGCUGGACAAAGACACUUGAAUCCGAAAUUCCAAGUUCAUGCCAACAAGGUUGACAAGCUUGAAGCGAACGACGAGUUUAAAAAAUCGUUGGAUGGAAGUCCACAUAGAGAAUGGAAGAAUAUUGAUGGUUAUGAUCGAGCCGAGCCAUCCCGUUCACACUUCUACCUCCUUUGGCUCUCAAUUAUUGGCUGCAUUCUCAUCUUCGUUUAUUGCAAAUACCGGCGGAAUAGAUCAAAGUUUUGGAAAACUUUUUAUUAUCAGAAUGAUUUUAAACUUUUCCCUUGGACUUCCUUACGGGUAAAGCGGAAUAUCGUGUGA